Molecule: messenger RNA, 4874 nt
Organism: Microcebus murinus (gray mouse lemur)
Lineage: Eukaryota; Metazoa; Chordata; Mammalia; Primates; Cheirogaleidae
Source: RefSeq, a predicted model, not a curated record
UCUGUAACCUACUAAAACUGUUAGCAAGUUGAGUCACAUUUCUGUGCCUCAGUGUCUUCAUCUAUAAACUGUGGAUAAUAGUAUUUAAUACCUGCCCCUGGGCACCUUUGUCCUCAAGAUUGGGUAAGAUGAUGUUGGCUGGCAAAGCACUCAGUUUUCCCUCCCAUCUGAGGUGACCAUGGCACACAGCAGGGAGGGAAGGUUGGGCAGGCAGUGUGGGCUGGGGCAGGGUCACAGCAGGUGAAUGAGGUGUCACAGUUGUCUCCUCUGUCUACUGCCGAGGUUUUGGGGGCUGCUGGGAAAUUGGUAGCACUGAGUCCUGUCUUGUGUUUGGGAGCCCAGCGUGGGCCCCUGCCUGCUUGUCUCCCUCCCCUCUCUUGCCCAGGCCGGGGCCUGGAUCCAGGGUUCCCAGAGAUGCCAGUGCAGUGGUAAAGGUCAUGGCUAGGGGUCAGGUAGUGCCCAGUCUCAAUCCCUGCCCUACCGCAUCCUGGAGGUGUGGGUUUGGGAAACAGCUUAACUUCCCCGAGCCUCAUUUCCUCAUUUGAGAAGUGGGGUGAUCGUGAUUGGUUACUGGGAGGAUUAAAUGAGGUCAUGCAUGCAAAGGCCGUAGCCCCGCACCUGGCGUGCCGCGUGCUGAUUACCCUGCGCUCCCACAGCUGCUGCAGGUGGCAGAGUGGGUGGCUGUGGAAGGCUGAUUGUCUACGUUCUCUACCUUGGGCCCUUCCCCACUUCGGCUGCACAUUUACUCAUUCAACAAGCAUUUGCUGAUGCCGACCCCCGCCCUGCCUGUCCAGCCUCGGCUUCCACUGCCCAGACUGCCAGCUUGAGCCUCUGUGCAGUGUCUGGCUCCAACACAGCCAUGCCCUGCGGGGGCCUCUGAGUAGUUAGGAUUCUAGGGACAAGCUCAGUUUCUUGAAGCUGGGGACCCAGGGGAAGCACCUGAAGCAGCCGGAGGAGGUGACGCGGUGCUGGGCCGUGCAGGGGGAGCGGCAGUUGGCUCCAUGGAGAGGUGGGGGCGGAGCAUUCCAGGCAGAGGGGACAGCAUGAAGGUUCAGCACAUGAUGGAUGACCAGGAGCUGCAGAGGGAGGGAGGUUCACUGUGGCUGAGACAAGGGUACCAGGGGCCAGGGUGGCUGUGAGGAUGGAGAGGCUGCAGGGACAAAGGCAGGACAGACCUUGCAAGCAGUGUCCUCCUCACCAUGGCUGAAGCAGCACCUGCUGUGUGCGCCUCUGAGCUGCAGCCGGGCCCGGGAGCUAGCGGUGGAUCUGCCCACUUAGUGCCUGCCUUCCAAAAUUCUGCACAAGGUGCAAAUGUUAGAGCGACUCCUGAGGCCAGCCCCAGGUACACUAAGAUGAAGACGGCCACCAACAUCUACAUCUUCAACCUGGCCUUGGCCGACGCACUGGCCACCAGCACGCUGCCCUUCCAGAGUGCCAAGUACUUGAUGGAGACGUGGCCCUUUGGCGAACUGCUCUGCAAGGCCGUGCUCUCCAUCGACUACUACAAUAUGUUCACCAGCAUCUUCACGCUCACCAUGAUGAGUGUCGACCGCUACAUCGCCGUGUGCCACCCUGUCAAGGCCCUGGACUUCCGCACACCCGCCAAGGCCAAGCUGAUCAACAUCUGCAUCUGGGUCCUAGCCUCGGGUGUUGGUGUGCCCAUCAUGGUCAUGGCAGUGACCCGUCCCCGGGACGGGACGGUGGUGUGCAUGCUCCAGUUCCCCAGCCCCAGCUGGUACUGGGACACGGUGACCAAGAUUUGCGUGUUCCUCUUCGCUUUCGUGGUGCCCAUCCUCGUCAUCACCGUGUGCUACGGCCUCAUGCUGCUGCGCCUGCGCAGCGUGCGCCUGCUGUCGGGCUCCAAGGAGAAGGACCGCAGCCUGCGGCGCAUCACGCGCAUGGUGCUCGUGGUGGUGGGCGCCUUCGUGGUGUGCUGGGCGCCCAUCCACAUCUUCGUCAUCGUCUGGACGCUGGUGGACAUCGACCGGCGCGACCCGCUCGUGGUGGCCGCGCUGCACCUGUGCAUCGCGCUGGGCUACGCCAACAGCAGCCUCAACCCCGUGCUCUACGCCUUCCUCGACGAGAACUUCAAGCGCUGCUUCCGCCAGCUCUGCCGCAAGCCCUGCGGCCACCCGGAACCCGGCAGUUUCAGCCGCGCCCGCGAGGCCACGGCCCGCGAGCGGGUCACCGCCUGCACCCCAUCCGAUGGUCCGGGCGGAGGUGCGGCCGCCUGACCAGGCCAGGCCGCCCCCGCCCCCAGGUGCCCCUCCGAAGCGACCCCGCGGCCACACCGAGUCCUAACGCGGGGCGGAGGCCGCGAUCCGGAAUGGGGCAGUAGAGGGUCGGAGGCUUGGGACCGGCAGCGGGGCCUCUGCAUUGGAGAAGGGGGCCAGGCAGUGGAUUGGCAGACUGCAGAUUGCUGGGGCCAUGCCUCUGGGCUGGCCGCACUGUCAACCGCUCUAGGGUGGGCGGAGGAGCUAGGGACUCCGGAAGAGUGGAGUGACACAGGGACCUGUGACUGCCGAACUGGGCCCCCAAAUGGGGACUCCGCAGUGGGGCGGGGCCUCACCCUUGGGACAGCCUCCAGUUAUAACCCAGAGCGGAGCAUUCGGGAGCAGGGGUCUGUCCUGAGACCUGAGUCUCCUGGGCCCAGGACCCAGGAGGGACAGUGGUGGGGACAGUUGCUUGAGAACUGAGCUGCAAGGUUGGACCUCUGUGUAGUGGCAAGGGGCCUCUUCUGGGGCAAGACAGCAGGACAGGACAGGCUGGCAUGGCUACAGCUCAAGAUUUGGUUGCAAGGUAGAAGGCCGGUGUGCAGGGGGUGGGGCCUCGACUUGGGGUCGAGUCCCAGCUUCUUGAGUUCUAGCAAGGGCAGGGUUUGGCGAGGGCUAGGUCCAGCUUGAUAUCUUUAUGAAUAAGAAUAUAAAAGGAAGAGAGAAACAAUAUACCUUUUCUCUCCGACAUGUAUUUCCUUGGAACCCGCAGGGAUGCUUCAGCAGGGAAGUAGUGGCCACAGCACCUCGUUCCAGUGGGGCUUGGACCAGACAGCAAAGGGGCCCGCCCACAGCUCCAGGAUAGAGCAGUGAGACUGGCCUCGGUUGGAGUAGGGUCCCCAGCCCUGAGUUCUAACAGGGGCCCAGAGGCUUGGGAAGGAGACAGAAGGCCCCUCCGCUCUAAAACCCACACUUGGAGGGGGCGCCUGUGCCAAGGGGUGGGUGGGCUGAGGCAGAGGGGCGGGCUCUGCUCGAGGUUCACCCCUCAAGCUGGAGAGUCCCCAGGGCCCUGGCUUCUCUGUCCAGGUACUAGAGGACAAAGGACCGUGUACUUAGAGCCCCAUGGAUGAUAAGUGGCAUCUGGAAGUGGGUGGCGGGUAUCAGAAGCAUCGGUGCAGACUUGGUGCUGGGUCUUGUGCCCCCGAUAGGAACCUGGGAGAAAUCCCCUCCCCCAACGUGUGUCUGGUGCCAAGGACUGCAAUGAACUAGAACUGCCCAUGUGGGGACCGGACUGUGAAGGAACUGGGAGAAGGAGGCUUUCCUAACUGCCCCACUAGCGUCAGCGUGUGCUCCGUCCCUUUCCCCGCAGCUUUCCCUGGCCCCCACCUGCUCCAGCCCAGCUGCCCCCUUCCAGCCGCUGAGGGCGGCAUCCACCCCCAGUUGGGAGAGAGGUUUUCUCUCCAUUUGUGUGGCAUUGUAUUCAGGCGCUGCCAGAUCUUUGCUUCCCCCAAUGUCAGAGUCUGUCCUGUUCCCUGUGCCUCCCCCAGGCGCCAUCCCCCCACCCCGCCCCUCCCUCACAGACGCUGCCUCAGAGUCGCACCCCUGACACCCUUCUGAAGCGGGUGCGCUGACAUCCUUGUAAAAACAAAUUUAAUUUUCUUCCCUUUUUGGGACGAAUGGAAAGAAAUUGACGUCUUUGUCUCAAACAAAAGGAAAAAGAUAAAGAAACAAUAUACCUCUUUCCCUUUGACAGCCAUUUCUUUGGAACAAAAGCCGGGAGGCUGUCACUCCACAGAGACUGAAUAGCAUUCAGGGGCUUGUAGACUUAGGCACCGAGAUGGGCUUUGGGCACCUUCAGGGAAGGGAUGACCUCAGGGGGCAAAGGAUAGCCCCUUCUCAGGGUGAGGUCCCCAGAAGCCCCAGACUUGGGGAUGUUCUUCCUUCAGGAAAUGGCUCCCCGGGGGCCCGGAAAGCUAUGGGGCAGUGCCCAGCACACACAUCCAGCCUGCUAAGCCACUGUGACCUGGGGUCCCAACCUUCCCAGAUCACCCUCCCCACCCAUAUGGACCACAGAGACGUCUGUGUCUGAGCGAGGGCAGGCGAUCAGUAAGUCGGGGACACUCCUGGACACUGAUCAUCUGGGACUCCUCUUGCUAAUGCUUUGGGGGUAUGGCAGGGAAAGGGGACGAUUUAGGAACCAGAGGAGACUCCGGAAUGAGGUAAUGUUAGAGCCAGGCUGUUUAUUCUCCUCCCAAAGACUGUGUCCCCUUCGGCCCCUCCUAGGACAGAGCUGUUUCAAGGCUGCUUAAAGUCUGCUCAUUGCCGUCUCCUGGGGCUGUAACUGAUCUGGCUGCUUUUUACCCCUUCUGGUAGAUAAAUUUGUCCUGGGUACAGCAGGCACUGGGUCCAGACCACGUGUGCUUAAAAUAAGGCAAACUUGGAUUGGAAUCUGCUUCAUGCGAGACACGUGCUCUGGGCACUGGGACCUGGAAAUGAGUCAGACGUGGCCCUGCCCAAUGCUGGGAGACACAGUUGCAUCUCAGUGUGGUGAGAGUAGUGACAGAGCCCCAGGGAAGGUGUCCCCAGGGAAGUGCCUUUUCUCGCUUUUUACUAAAACACCUUUGUAGCAAUUCCCUUAAAGGUGGAAAAGGGACAGGGGGC